AUGGUCGCAAGGCAAGCUGGGUCGAAACUCCCUUCGCCCCAAUCAACGUUGAACUUCACCGCCAAGUUCCGCCAGGGACCUGACCAUGAUUGGAGAUGGGUCCGCAACGAACAGGGUCUAGGUGAUGGCUACAUUGUGGUCGAUGUUGGAGCGCCAGAAGGCAGCGAUGAUGAGGACUUGCCAGAUCUGAUCCACGGCUUGAACCCAUCUCUUAAAUGGAGUCCUCAUCUAAGCCAAUGUCCCGGGACUCGACUCUGGACCAUUGAGGUUCCCGUGGACGGGGCUCAAGACGACGAUAACUCGACUUUCACCCAUGUUCCGCUCGGCAUUCCUUGGGGAGGGUUUCUGAGCAAGGGCAAACACUUGGUCCUUUUGGGUUUCGCCGGUAUCAACAAUGCCGUCGAUGGCAUGACGCUGUUUCGCAACGACGAGUUUGGACGGGUGACCAUCCAUGUUCGGAACGAUAGCGCGAAAGCCGGUAGCGGUACUGUUUUGGUAGCGGUUGGCGACAACUUUGAGAGUGCCAAUGCUGCUGUUAUGUACCACGCUCGCGGCCUCGUCAGCACGGCUGACAGAGCUGGAGAGUCUCCAACGAAGCUGGAGAAGCUUAGUGAUAAUGUCGAGGCUAACUGGUACGAGAACUGGUAUGAUGGAUUGGGCUAUUGCACGUGGAAUGCCCUUGGCCAAAGGUUGACGGCGGAAAAGGUUAUAACGGCAGUAGAUGCUCUGGCCGAUAACAACAUCAACAUCAGCAACCUGAUCAUUGAUGACAAUUGGCAAGAUAUUGAUUACCAUGGAGAUCAAUGGCAGCAAGGUUGGAAUGAUUUCGAGGCUGAACCUAAAGCCUUUCCAAAUGGUCUCACAGGACUGGUCUCCGAAAUACGAUCCAAGCACAAGAAUAUCGAGCACGUUGCUGUGUGGCAUGCCCUUCUAGGGUAUUGGGCAGGCAUAGCACCCGAUGGUAAUCUUGCCAAACGCUACAGGACAAUCGAGGUUGUGCGUGGCGAAGAUAGCUCACGUAAGAACAUUCCCCUUGGCGGCAAGAUGACAGUCAUCGCGAAGGAGGAUGUUCACAAGUUCUACGAUGACUUUUAUCGUUUUCUCUCCGAGAGUGGUGUGGCGGGAGUCAAGACCGAUGCGCAGUUCAUGGUUGACACUUGGGUAUCGCCAAAGGUCCGACGCGAACUCAUCCAACCGUACCUAGACAACUGGCUGCUCGCAUCUCUUCGGUACUUUGGCGGGAGAGCCAUAUCUUGCAUGUCCAUGUCUCCUCAGAUCAUCUUCCAUACACAACUUCCCCGGGGACGGCCCACGAUGCUUUGCAGGAACUCGGAUGACUUUUUCCCCGACGUCCCAUCUUCUCAUCCCUGGCAUGUCUGGGCAAAUGCUCACAACAGCUUGCUUACCCAACAUCUGAACAUCCUCCCAGACUGGGACAUGUUCCAAACUACUGGCGCAUAUGCCGGCUUUCACGCUGCCGCACGUUGUGUGAGCGGCGGUCCCAUUUACAUCACAGAUGUUCCCGGCCAGUACGACCUCGAUUUGAUCAAGCAGAUGACCGGUGUGACGCCAAGAGGCAGGACUGUCAUUUUCCGUCCCAGCGUGCUUGGUCGUAGCCUUGACCAAUAUGUCAACUACGAUGAUUUGUCUCUGCUCAAAAUAAGCGCUUACAACGGCAGGGCGGUCACGGGCACUCCGAUCAUGGGCAUCUUCAACGUAUCGGGCCGUCCGCUCACAGAACUAAUCCCUCUUGCCCGAUUUUCGGGCGUCCUGCCAUCGAUGUGCUCCGAUCUGCUCGAGAACGGGCGGUUGUUCAUAAGCACCAGGCUGAAGGCCUUGGGUGUACUAGAAUCCGCAUGGAAAGAGAUGGGCCUCGAGGCUGGCUGGUCAAAUGAAGUGGAGGUCAAAGUUUACUUGACCUUGGAGAAGUGA
This is a messenger RNA of Neurospora tetrasperma FGSC 2508, 1932 nucleotides long. RefSeq lists its product as uncharacterized. The coding region runs from base 1 to 1932 and encodes 643 amino acids. The transcript is spliced from 7 exons. NCBI's taxonomy places the organism in Eukaryota, Fungi, Ascomycota, Sordariomycetes, Sordariales, Sordariaceae. The record is from RefSeq and is a predicted model, not a curated record.